Molecule: messenger RNA, 1071 nt
Organism: Dermacentor andersoni
Lineage: Eukaryota; Metazoa; Arthropoda; Arachnida; Ixodida; Ixodidae
Biological process (GO): activation of innate immune response
Molecular function (GO): RNA binding; zinc ion binding; double-stranded DNA binding
Source: RefSeq, a predicted model, not a curated record
AUGAGCGUACGACUGGGCGUAGCCUCGGACGCUGUGGCCGAAGGGAAGAAGAGGCUUGUUCGAACGGCCACGUUUGCGAUGAGCUACGCUGGAAACAGCACAUCGGCCCUUGGCCGAGGAUCACACCCACCGUCAUCUACCGAUUCCGGUAAUUAUAAAGUCGUUCUUCCUCGUCUACCGACUGGCAACACCGUUCUUAAUUCAGUUUUCCUGCAUGCUGACCUGGCAGGGCGGCCGUAUCGAGCCUCGGACUUUCGCGAUGCUCUCCUUUCAGUGCUAAAUGCAACUGACAUACUCGGCGCUGGACAAUACCAGAUGAGCCAUUUGUGGUUGGCGACAUGUGUUAAUAGCAUCGCGAAACAGAAACUUGUCGACAAAGGCGAGUUGUUGGUGAAGGGCCUCAAAUGCCUUGUCAUUGACCCGGAAUGCAACAAUAUCAAGAUGAAGCUUCUUUGGCUUCCCUCACACCUCGAACAGAGACGGAUUGUUGAAGCGCUAGAGCCAUAUGGCACAGUGCAGUCCAUCACGAGAGAAAUGUGGCGGUGUGACGGCAUGGAGGGCUGGCAAACGACUAAUCGAGACGUAGCGUUCACAUUGAAAGAUGGCGUUUCUGCCAGUAAUCUGCCACAUCUGUUGAGCAUAUACGGCCACCAGUGCCUUAUCUUGGUACCUGGCCGACCACCACUUUGCCUCCGGUGCAACAGAGUUGGGCAUAUCCGGCGACAAUGUCGAACACCACGCUGCAGUAACUGUCACCGCUACGGUCACCCUGCAGAUGCAUGCGUCGGAACCUACGCUGACAAGCUUCGUGGAAACAGACCAGCUGAGGAUGAUACCAUCACCGAUCAUCUCAUGGACGUGAGCGAAGUUGUGGAUGCAACUGGAGAAACACUCCUUGAGACUCAUCGACAAGAACACAUUAAGCCGUCAUCGGCUGACAUUAGCCUCAGCCAGAAGCCUGCGAGCGAGGAUGAGACUAAAAGGCGCCUCACGACGAACCAACUGUGUCAUGGGCAGAAUCGCCACCAGUUCAGCAUCGCCCACCAUAGAGUUUCCCACUAUAACACCUAG